AUGCAGCACUACGAGAAGGCUCUCUCGUCGUCGGUGGCAGCCCACGACUUGCUUUCGGAUGGUGUCUUCUUCCGACACUUCCUCUUGUUUGUAUACGACAUCUGUAUCCCCACAAGAGCAGGAGAUGAUAACAAUACGAACAUGUGGGCCGGUCAUCUCACACAUCUGCGUCUCUUGGCCAUACAGCGACAUCAGCUCCGAGGCCACGAAGCGCAUGCUUACAGUUACACCCUUUGGACCAUCUGUCAGCUCGACAUGUACGCAUGUCUCAUGGGCAGCGGUGCUUGCGAGUUCGUCGAGACCAUCACACGCAACAAUAUGCUCCCACCUCUAGAGCACCAAAUUCCUCCAGUCUUAUCACCCGGUACCAGCCCCUUCCAUCCACACGAAGAAUUGCAAAUCUUCCCUGCAAUCCUCCACUUGCACGAAGGCAUCAUCCUCCUCACCGCAAAACUCGCCCAAACCGCCCACAAUUUCCGCACAGCCAUCAAAUCCCCCUCAUCCCCCAUCCCACCCUCCACUUACGCACAAUGGCAAGCAACCACCUCAUCCCUCCAAAACGACCUCCACACGUUCUGGCAACAAGCCUCCCACCCAAUCACCCCAUCCCCCGCCGACUCCCUCGCAGCCUCAACCUCCCUCCCACCCCGCGUCCGCCCCAUCUUCGAAACCUCCCUCCUCCUCUACCACGCCGCCACCAUUUACAGUCGCACCAGCAUGUUCCCCAACCAACGCCACAUCCCCAGCGCCUCGCAACACGACAUCAACGCCGACACCGAAGUUCGCGCGCAAGCCAUCCUUCACCUUGUGCAAAAUCAAGCCUUCGCAUGUCGAGAUAUGGUUUUUCCGGUUUUUAUGGCCGGGGUCGCGAGUGCGGAUUUUGGGGUUCAGAUGAGGGCGGUGGAGUUGAUGAAAGAAAUUGAGGGGGAGGGGAUUGGGGGGAAUAUUUUUCGGUUGAGGGUGCUUUUGGGGGAGGUAGAGGGAUAA
This is a messenger RNA of Pseudocercospora fijiensis CIRAD86, 987 nucleotides long. RefSeq lists its product as uncharacterized. The record is from RefSeq and is a predicted model, not a curated record. NCBI's taxonomy places the organism in Eukaryota, Fungi, Ascomycota, Dothideomycetes, Mycosphaerellales, Mycosphaerellaceae. The coding region runs from base 1 to 987 and encodes 328 amino acids. The transcript is spliced from 2 exons.